AUGGCACCCGCCAAUGUAACAAAGAGCACUUGCCUAUUUUUAGCCUUCAAAACAACAGCCCGAGUAUUAUCAAUUCGGGUUCGGGCUCGAAAAAAGCCUCAGCUGGGAUCUAAGCGCGUUCAUGUGGCGUUUUCGUUAACAGACGGCACGUUCGGUUACCCCGAGUUGGCGCGCCACAAUAUGCAUGGCAGAAUAGUAGAAUUGGGAAGUGCUGGUACGACAGAUUCCUUGUGGGACAGAGAUAACGUCGUGACAUGCGCCUCAGCCCCGAUUUGGAGAAACGUAUCGGUUCACGCGCCUCUAGUAUUCCAGAUCAAAACUUCGAUCGAAGGUUGGGCUGAGCUCUGUGCCAAUGCUUCGCGCACGUCGUCACCUGUUGGGGAAAGUCGACACUACAGAGCUCAGCUGCAAAACUCGUGUAUGACGCCAGCCGCUUAUCCGGAAAAGCGAUCAUAG
This is a messenger RNA of Uncinocarpus reesii 1704, 456 nucleotides long. RefSeq lists its product as uncharacterized. Bases 1 to 456 code for a protein of 151 amino acids. The transcript has a single exon. The record is from RefSeq and is a predicted model, not a curated record. NCBI's taxonomy places the organism in Eukaryota, Fungi, Ascomycota, Eurotiomycetes, Onygenales, Onygenaceae.